Molecule: messenger RNA, 4222 nt
Organism: Ictidomys tridecemlineatus (thirteen-lined ground squirrel)
Lineage: Eukaryota; Metazoa; Chordata; Mammalia; Rodentia; Sciuridae
Gene: Lin7c
Product: lin-7 cell polarity scaffold C
Molecular function (GO): protein binding
Source: RefSeq, a predicted model, not a curated record
GGUCGAUCCUCGCCCUUCCGGCUCUCGCUAGGCUCCGCCUACCGCAGCUUCUCUAUCGUCAUUUCCUGUCGUUCUGUAUUGCUAAGGGAGAAGAUGGCGGCGCUGGGAGAACCUGUACGCCUGGAGAGGGAUAUUUGUAGAGCAAUUGAAUUGUUGGAAAAACUACAAAGGAGUGGAGAGGUACCACCACAGAAACUUCAGGCUUUACAAAGAGUUCUUCAAAGUGAGUUCUGCAAUGCUGUAAGAGAGGUAUAUGAACAUGUCUAUGAAACUGUGGAUAUCAGUAGCAGUCCUGAAGUGAGAGCUAAUGCAACUGCAAAGGCUACUGUCGCUGCGUUUGCUGCCAGUGAAGGACAUUCUCAUCCUCGAGUUGUUGAGCUACCCAAAACAGAAGAGGGACUUGGGUUCAAUAUUAUGGGAGGCAAAGAACAAAACUCUCCAAUCUAUAUAUCUAGAAUAAUUCCAGGUGGAAUAGCUGAUAGGCAUGGGGGCCUCAAACGAGGAGAUCAACUUCUUUCUGUUAAUGGAGUGAGCGUUGAAGGAGAACAUCACGAAAAAGCUGUAGAACUGCUGAAAGCAGCCCAAGGAAAGGUUAAAUUGGUAGUACGGUAUACACCCAAAGUCUUAGAAGAAAUGGAGUCACGCUUUGAAAAAAUGAGAUCUGCAAAACGCAGGCAACAGACCUAAUACAUUUAAAACUUUAUAUUCAAUUUUGCUUUUUAGCUAGAGAAGUUUUACUUGUGACCUACUGAUGGCCACAAUGCCAAUGAUUGUAAAAAAAAAUACAAACUUCCCUUGAAAUCCUCCUUGCCAUUUUAUAAAUGCCUAUUUUAACAUCAUUUAUGGUUCUAGAGAUGCAUACACUUUUUUCUGACAAGAAAAAGUAAAAGGUGUUGAGGGCAAUUCUGUCCUGCUGUUUUUACAGACCUUUUUCAAAUGCAGAUUUUGUCAUAAAGUUGUUAUAGAUUUUUAAAAAUGCUUUUUUAAUAUUAAAAUGUACUUUUACAUUCUUAAUCUUUUUUUAAGAAGAAUGUUUUCUUCAUCUGGCUACUUAUUUAAAAUUAACAGUUCUCCAACUUUUUUUUUUUUUUUGCUUACUAUAUUUUCUUUUAACCUCUGAAAUUUCUUUACGAUUUCCAAGAAAUUAAGUAUGGCAGUCUCACCUACAGCACUUCAUUACCCUGUAGUUGUUAACAUCAUUGCUGCAUUUUGUACUUUGAACAUACACAUAAUAUAUAUAUAAUCAAUGGUAGAUAAUAACACAGCAUAUUGGAAGUUUUUUACUUUUAUUUAAACAUGUAUAAUGAGUAUUCGUUUAUACUGAUUUAUAAAAGUAAGUUUUAAACACUGAAACAAUCAUCGCCUAAAAUAUGUAUUUCAUAAUAUUUAAGCAGUGAGGCAAGAGGAUGUAAUUUGACUAUUAGCAUUAAUGAUUAUAUCCCUUUCUAAUUGUAGUCAACAAUAUAUCAAAAAGUAUAAAUGCGAAACAGGUUCAGAUUUCAUCUUGCAAAUUUUUUUAAGGCUAUUGAUUUUUAUUUGAGUACAUUUCUCAUGGUUUGGUCUUUCCAUGCCUAGAGAUGAGCCAGUUAGUUUGUGGUGGGAAAUAGCAGAAAGAAAGAAGAAAAAUUUAACCUCACUAGUCUUAAGUUAUACAUCUAGGUCAUUUUAAAGAAUCAAUGUUAAAUAGGAAAAGGAGGAUAUGUUUAAGAUCUGUAAAAACUAUGAGGUGAUUUGAUAAGAAUCUGUAGAUUGUCACAAUGAAUAGGAACUCAUUUAUAUUAAAACGGUUGGAUUUAGGGAUGCAAUCUUUGUUUACGAUUCAAAUAUAAUGGGAAUUUUGAAAGUUACUUUGUCAUUUGUCCACUGGAUGUCACUCUUUUACUAAACGGCAGCUAUUAGUAUAUGACUGUGACUGAGUUCUUCAUAAAAGCUGAAAUUAAAGAGUUAAUUUUCAGUCACAAUUCAUAGGAACAUUUCUACUUUUUUUAAAAAUUGUGAAUGACAUGCUAAAAGAAGAUGGAUUUAAAAAAAUAAGAAUUUGGCAUAAUUAUCAAUCCUGUAUUUAAAAAAGUGGGCAUUGUAACAUUCCUUCAGGAAGAAUAGAAAUUUGUAUACCUUUUUCUGCAUGUUUGUGAGCACUGUGAGUCUUAAAAGAUUAUUCCAGUUUUCAGUGAUUUCUCAGAAUAUAAGUCAAUCAGCAUUGUUAUUUAUCAUUUAGGUAUUGAACACUGGAUUGCAUGGUUGAAUGUGUCUGUAGUCCACUACAAAACAUGCUUGUUAUUGAUAGGAUCAUGUUGUUAAAUUGUAUAUUUUCAAAAUUAAUUGGUGUGUUUUUAAAAUGUUGGGACCAAAGUAGUAUAGAAGAAUUAUGGACUUAAUUUAAUUGUAAAAUUAUUAGAGGUAUUUGUUGUAGAGCUUUAUAUAUUAAAGAGAAGUAUUGGUGCAUAUAAAAACAUUAAUGUUAUUGUUAUGCUUGUAUUCUUGCAUUACAGGGUAAAUAAGCCCUGAAGAAAUCUUAUUUUAAUAUAGCUACAGCUGUAGUAGCUUUUAGGAUAUAUCAACAUUUCCUUAUAAAUUAUAGCUUCCUGGUUCAAUGUCUCAGCUGUAUCCAAACUUUCAGCCAAGUUAAAUCUUUUUUGGUGUUGAAUCUCAGUAAAUUAAGUAAGCUGGGGGUUUUUUUUUUUUUCUUUCGAAGUAAUCCACAAUCUGUCUUUGUGUGGGUUGGCACCUAUUUAUAAUUCUUAAAAUAAAGAUAGCUUAACGAGCCAAAUACAGUAGUUUUGCUUUGUACUGUUGAGCAUGAGUAGCAGUAGUUUGUUUUUAUUAAUGCAAUUUUCAUAGUAUAUCUCAGAAUUUUAAAUCUUAUCAUAGAACGGUUCAGUCAAUAGCAAAGAUACACAAAGGUGGUCUAGUAUGAUGAGGAAAUGAAGGAAUUUUCAUCUUGUAAAUGGAUGGUUUGUGAAUAAAGCUAGGCAUAAAGUAAAUAUAUAAUCGGUGCUUGAUUUGUAAAUUACAAAUGUUAACCCCCCUUCCAUUUUUUUCUUUAAUUUUCUUAUUACUUCAAAAUGAAUUGACUCAGUGUUUCUCAACCUUAGUUGCAUAUUAGAACUCAAAAAUUAUUAACACUUGAGUCCCCUCCCAUACAACUAAAUCAGAGUAACUUGUUUAAAAAAAAAAAAAAUACUAGAUGGUUCUAAGGGACAUCCAGGGUUGAGAACCGCUAAUUUUGUUUUCAAGUAUCAGAAUAGAAUACUUCAAUUUGUAGCUACAUGCUAAUUGAUUAUAUUAUUUAUUUAGGCAUAAAACAUACUUGGCAUUUCUUAUUUGGAAAGUAAUAAUAAAACUAUUAUUUUUUCUUUUAUUAAAAAACUAGUAGUUUAAAUAUAAACUUUUAAUGUUUCAUCUUUCUGCCCCUUUUGCUUUAAAACUUACAAAGAUAGUGUUUAUUCUUUGAAAAAGCAGCUUAAAAAUUACAGAUGAGAAAUAUUGUCAUUGAUAAUUACAUGCUGCUUAAUAUGGUCACUAUCUUUUACUGUAAUGCUAGAUUAUAGUGGCCUAGUUCUUUAAAAGUUUGAUGAUUCAGAUAUGUAGGGAGUUAUUUUGUUUUGUUGUCAUUUUCCUCCUUUUCCAAAUUUUUAGUUUAUGUUUUAUUUUUUCUUGUCAAGUAUUUAAAUAUUUUGGCUCAAAUAGUUUGUUUACAAUUAAAAUGGAUAUUAUAGCAUUUAGUAGAAGAAAUAGUAUGGCUUAUCUGGAAAGAAUGUCAGCAUGACUUGGUAUAGACUUAAUACAUGUUGUGAAUAUUUUAUAAUGUGGAAUGAUCAUUGAAAUAUUAAGGACUCUAGUAAUUGUAUUUCCUGAAUAAAUGUAUGUUUAUGAAUUUUUUUAACUUACAGUUUGUUCUUUCCUCUGCCAGCAGUCUAGUUUUAUAGUUUUUAUUGUCCAAAAUUCAUUACUGUUGUUUCUUUAAAGGUUAUUAUAGUAAUAGUUAAAUAAUGGAGAAAAACAAGUCACUUGCUAUCUCAUUGCUUUUCAAGAACUUUAAAACUAAUUUGUAUCUGGACAUGGUUUUUAAAAAUACUGGCAAAUGAUAUGCUUCUACUUUUUUAGUUCAAGAUAAUAUUUCUCCAAAAUGGAUGUAAAAUAAUACUUUUUCAGCAGAUGACUUCAUUUAUCAAUUUAAUUCUGAUUCUAAAGCUUAUUUAAAAUAAAUUUGUAUGUGUUA